Molecule: messenger RNA, 2196 nt
Organism: Protomyces lactucae-debilis
Lineage: Eukaryota; Fungi; Ascomycota; Taphrinomycetes; Taphrinales; Protomycetaceae
Product: putative glycogen
Exons: 3
Coding region: 1-2196 (731 amino acids)
Biological process (GO): glycogen biosynthetic process
Cellular component (GO): cytoplasm
Molecular function (GO): alpha-1,4-glucan glucosyltransferase (UDP-glucose donor) activity
Source: RefSeq, a predicted model, not a curated record
AUGACGCAGCGAGACGUACAGAACCACGUCCUCUUCGAAGUGGCAACAGAGGUCGCUAAUAAAGUCGGCGGCAUCUACUCCGUGCUCAAGUCAAAGGCCCCCGUCACAGCAGCAGAGUACCCCUACAACCGCUACUGUGCAAUCGGCCGUCUCCACUCACUCAACCAAAAUCUCAUUGAAGUCGAGGAACUCCCCACCGACAACCAACCAGCCCUCCAUGCAACCCUCAAGGCCAUGUCCUCACGUGGUGUCAAGUACCUCUAUGGACGCUGGCUUAUCGAAGGUGCACCUCGAGUCCUCCUCUUUGAACUCCAAGGCGCCUGGCAGUGGCUGAAUGAAUGGAAAGCCGACCUAUGGGCUACGGCAGGCAUCCCUGCACCAGAUGGUGAUUCGGAAACCAAUGAAACCAUCCUUUUUGGAUACCUCGUUGCUUGGUUCCUCGGCGAAUUUGCAUCUCAGGAAAAAGAACGUGCCAUUGUCGCUCAUUUCCAUGAAUGGCUUGCAGGUGUUGCCUUGCCACUCUGCAGGAAACGUCGUAUCGAUGUCACCACCAUCUUCACCACGCAUGCAACGUUGCUCGGUCGAUACUUGUGUGCUGGUAGCGUCGAUUUCUACAACAAUCUGCAGCAUUUCGAUGUUGAUCAUGAAGCUGGUAAACGCGGCAUCUACCACCGUUACUGUAUCGAGCGUGCUGCUGCUCAUGCUGCAGAUGUCUUCACCACCGUCUCGCACAUCACGGCGUAUGAGUCGGAACAUCUCCUCAAGCGUAAACCAGACGGUGUCUUACCAAACGGUAUGAAUGUCGUUAAAUUCAGCGCCAUGCAUGAAUUCCAAAACCUCCAUCAAACGGCAAAAUCCAAAAUCAACGAUUUCGUGCGUGGCCACUUUUAUGGACACUAUGACUUUGAUUUGGAUAAUACGCUGUACUUCUUUACGGCAGGUCGGUAUGAGUACCGCAACAAGGGCGUUGACAUGUUUAUUGAAUCUAUGGCACGUCUCAACCAUCAAAUGAAAGUCUCUGGCUCCAAGCAAACCGUUGUGGCAUUCAUCAUUAUGCCUGCUGCAACCACCUCCUACUCGGUUGAAGCACUCAAGGGACAAGCCGUCACCAAAGCAUUGGAAGCAACUGUUGAGCAAAUUCAAAAAGAUAUGGGUCGUCGUCUCUUUGAUCGAGCAACACGAUAUACGGGUAAGCCAGGCACUGAAGUGCCUGAUGCCUCGGAACUCAUGACACCACAGGAGAAGAUUCUCCUUAAACGUCGUGUGUAUGCACUCAAGCGAGACUCCCUCCCACCGGUUGUCACGCACAACAUGGCAAAUGACGCAGAAGAUCCAAUUCUUGCACAAAUCCGACGUGUGCAUCUCUUCAACCACUCAAGCGAUCGUGUCAAGAUCAUCUUCCACCCAGAAUUCUUGAAUGCCAAUAAUCCACUCUUGUCAUUGGAUUAUGAUGACUUUGUUCGAGGUUGUCAUAUGGGUGUCUUUCCAUCUUACUAUGAACCUUGGGGCUAUACACCUGCUGAGUGUACCGUCAUGGGUGUCCCCUCCAUCACGACCAACUUGUCUGGUUUCGGUUGUUACAUGGAAGAUUUGAUUGAAAACCCAUCCGACUACGGCAUCUACAUUGUCGAUCGUCGUAUGAAGUCAGUGGAUGAAUCACUCAAUCAACUCACAGAUGUCAUGUUCAACUUUACAAAGAAAUCUCGCAGGCAACGCAUCAACCAACGAAACCGUUGUGAACGACUCUCUGACUUUUUGGAUUGGAAACGUAUGGGUCUGGAGUAUAUGAAGGCGCGUCAACUUGCCCUUCGACGAGCGUAUCCUUCGAGUUUCGCUGAAGAAGAUGGAGGUGCCGAACAGACUGAAGGCGGUGAUGCCUUUGUUUCAACAAACAUCAAAGUCCCACGUCCUCUCUCAGCACCUGGCUCGCCACGUUUCAGGCAUGGUGCCAUGACACCCGGUGAUCUGGGUUCCUUGCAGGAAGGUCUUCAGGGUCUCAACACGGAAGAUUACAUCAGUUAUAAACUCACUGGACCAACAGGUGUCAGUGCAGCUGAUGAAGAGGAUGAGCAAGAGCAUGCUUAUCCGUUUCCCUUGACAUUGAGGAACAUGCCGGCGCAGAAAUUGACGAAUGGUGAGACGUUGGAUAAGUUGGGACCUGUCACGCCUGCGUUGCCGGGAAUGAGUUCCAACUAG